Triticum aestivum (bread wheat) is the source of this 3296-nucleotide messenger RNA. RefSeq names its product disease resistance protein RGA5. The transcript has 8 exons. The coding region runs from base 8 to 3016 and encodes 1002 amino acids. The record is from RefSeq and is a predicted model, not a curated record. NCBI's taxonomy places the organism in Eukaryota, Viridiplantae, Streptophyta, Magnoliopsida, Poales, Poaceae. Gene Ontology annotation, biological process: defense response to other organism. Gene Ontology annotation, molecular function: ADP binding.
GUCGAGCAUGGAGUUUGCUACGGGGGCGAUGAGCUCUCUCCUCCCCAAGCUGGGGGAGCUGCUCGUAGAGGAGUACGACCUGCAGAAUAGUGUGAAGCAGGGGAUCAAGGACCUCCGGGAGGAGCUCUUGAUGAUGCAAGCUGCACUUGUGAAGGUGUCCAAUGUGCCACUGGAAGAUCUUGAUCCCGUGGUCAGGAUUUGGGCCAACGACGUCAGGGAGCUAUCAUUUGCCAUCGAGGACAGCCUCGACUCCUUCAUGGUUCGUGUGGUGGGUCUUGAGCCAACCAAGCCUCACACCUUCUUGGGGUUCAUCAAGGAGACAAAGAGCAAGGUCACCAAGCUCAAGGUUCGCCGCGAAAUAGCCAAGAACAUCAAAGGCGUCAAAAUCCAAGUUAAAGAGGCGAAGGAGAGGUACGAUAGAUACAAAGAUGUUAUCAGUGAUGCAAGUGUUGCAACAAAGGUUGAUCCCCGCCUCUUAACUCUGUACAACAAAGUAUCUAACCUUGUCGGCAUCGACGAGGCUAUCGAUGAGCUAACAAAGAGGCUGUCCAAGAGCGAUGAUGUGGCCCAGCAACAGCCCAAGACUGUUUCUGUCGUUGGAUUUGGAGGACUGGGCAAGACAACUCUUGUUAAGGCAAUAUAUGACAACCUUAAGAAGGAAUUUGAUUGUGGGGGUUUUGUUAUAGUUGGUCGGAAUCCUGACCAGAAGAAAGUCCUUAGAGACAUCCUCCAUGAACUUGACAAGCACAAGCACAUCACUGAAUCAAAAAUGGAUGAAAGACAACUCAUCGACCAACUGCAAGAAUUCCUUGCAGACAAGAGGUACCUAAUUGUUAUUGAUGACAUUUGGGAUGUAUCAACAUGGGAAAUGAUUAAAUGUGCAUUGGCAGAUAGUAACUCUGGAAGUAGAGUAAUCACAACUACUCGUAUUCAUGAAGUUGCCAAAAAAGUUGGUGGUGUUUACAACAUGAAACCACUUUCUGAUGAUAACUCCAAAAAGCUAUUCCAUAGCAGAAUAUUUGGAGAUGAAGGUACAAGUCUUGAUGAUCAGUCAGAUGAACUUUCUGAUAAUUUCUUCGGAGAAUGUGGUGGUGUGCCAUUGGCUAUCAUUACGUUAGCUAGCUUUCUUGUUAGUAAGCCAAGGGGUGUCUGGUGUAAGGUGUUUGACUCAAUUGGUUUUGGUCAGGAACACAAUGAAGCUAUUCAAAACACAAGACAAAUAUUGUCUUUUAGCUAUUAUGAUCUACCUUUCCAUUUGAAGACUUGUUUGUUGCACUUAAGUGGGUAUCCAGAAGAUAUCUUCAUUCCCAAAAAUACGGUGAUAUGGAAGUGGGUAGCGGAAGGAUUUAUACCUAUGGGUCAAGAGAUCAGUGCAUUUGAGCUGGGACAAAGCUACUAUAAUGAUCUUAUAAAUAGGAGUAUGAUACAGUCAAUAGAGCCAGACAGUAUGGAGAUGAUAGAUGGUUGCCGUGUUCACGACAUUGUGCUCGAUCUCAUCCGCACCUUGUCAAGAGAAGUAAACUUUGUUACAAUACUAGACAAGGUGCAACACAACACAUGUUCGGCCAGCACAAGCAUGAGCACUCGUAGGUUAGCCAUACAUGGUGGAUCCAUUGGCCAUAUGGAUAUGGGAUAUGUGAGGUCAUUUAAUGUUAUCAGGUCUGUUGGUCUUGUUCUGCCUCCACUUCUGAGCUUUAAAGUAUUACGAGUACUGGCCCUAGAGUACUGUGAUUUCCCCGUAGGAGGUUGUAAUUUUGAUCAUCUUGGGAAGUUGGUUCAGCUGAGGUACCUAGGGAUGAUGGGAACACCUGUUACUGAGCUCCCAAGUGACUUAGGGCAUCAUCUCAAGUUCUUGCAGGCACUGAAUAUUAAGCACACCGGCAUAAAAGAAUUACCAUCUUCUGUAGGUGAGCUAACCAAGCUAAUGUGUCUGCAUGCUUUUGAGGGCACAAGGAUGAUGGGCAGUAUAGGGAAGCUGACGUCCCUAGAAGAGCUAGAGCUACACCAUGUCGACAAAUCCCCAGACUUCACAACCGAGUUGGGAAAGCUGACACAGUUGAGGGUGCUCGAAAUCUAUUUCGACGAGAUGGACGAGAGUGUGCAUAGGGCUCUCGCCAAGUCUUUGUGCAACCUGCAUAGAGUGCAGACUCUCAAGAUCUGGGUUGAGCAGGAUGAAUCAGUUCAGGUUGAUUGGUGGGAAGUGUGGGCUCCCCCUUCAGAUCUCCGCCAGUUGUCAUUGUCAGGCAUGAUUUUACCAAGGCGUCCAUCGUGGAUGGAACCUUCUUGUCUUCCACAUAUCUCCUACCUAUGGUUCGAAGUGGGAGAGUUGAAAGCACAAGAUCUACAAAUCCUCGGGAGGUUGAAGUCACUUCGCUUUCUGUACCUAUCAGCUAACGAUGAACACACCCUAUCAUAUACUGUUGGUAGCCAUGAGUUCCAGAACUUGACAUAUCUUGACACAGACAUAAAGAUUGUAUGUGGAGAGGGUGCAUUGCCAAUGCUUGAAGAAUUGGAAUGCUAUGCUAGUGUGGGAAAUGAUGUUGGCUUGGCAAGAAAUAUGCCUUUCCUCAAGGAAGUCAAAUACACGCUCGAUUCCCUGGACGACUGUUCUGGUGAGGAGGUGGAGGCAACAGAGGACGCGCUGAGGCACGCUGCAAAAACGCACCCCAACCAUCCCAAAAUCAAGAUAUCAAGAUCAGACGAAGAGUCUGAUGAUUCUGACGAUGAUGACAACAGUGAUGACGGAUUGGAGGAAGUGUCUUCAUCAGAUGAAAAAAAGUAUGACGAGGAUGGAGAUGGCGGAUCCGAGGAGGAGGUCUCAGGUACUGACCAAGAGUCAGAUGACGAGGACGAAGGAUCCAAGAGAGUUAACAAUGGAGAUGAAGAGGAAGAGUAUGACGAUGAUGAAGAUGGCGGAUCCGAGGAGGAGGUUUCCGGUACUGACCAAGAGUCAAAGGAUGAUGUGGCGGAAAAUAUAUCUCAUCUCACCAUAGACAAGGAGGCGGCGGCGAGUUGACCUGAACCUUUUCCUCUUCUUUCAAUCAUGGUUUUCACCAAGUUUAACAAUGCGUUGGUGCUAUCUCAGGAUGCCUUCUGCAAUCUUGCUGCCAGUUGAAAGGAAGUGUUAUUGGGGUUAAUUCAUCCAUCAAGGGAAGAACUGAUUGAAAAAAAUAAAAUGGUUAUUCGCGUUCACCAUUAGAGAAAAAAAACUCUUAUUUUGUUGUAUUGUACAUUAGUGUUAUGUUCCUUGAAAUCAAUUCGUUGGGCAUUAAAAAAACAAAAAAAAUAAUUGAAAG